Molecule: messenger RNA, 321 nt
Organism: Podospora anserina S mat+
Lineage: Eukaryota; Fungi; Ascomycota; Sordariomycetes; Sordariales; Podosporaceae
Exons: 2
Coding region: 1-321 (106 amino acids)
Source: RefSeq, a predicted model, not a curated record
AUGCGGGCUACCGCUCGUCUACUUCAAUCAUGCAGAAUAACCUUCUUCGCACGUAAAACCUGCGGACUAUGCACCCAGGCAAGAUCAGUUUUAUCAGACGUCUGGGAUCAACGGCCGUUUGCCUUCAAAGAGGUUGACAUUGUUGAUCCCAAGUCCAAACCAUGGUUGGAUCUCUAUGACUUUGAUGUCCCCGUGAUUCACAUCAGCAAGUCUGAGGCGCCCGAAGAAGAUCCCAAGCUGUCUUCCCAGGCCAUGAAAUUGAUGCAUCGGUUUACAGUAGACCAGGUCAAAGCAAAGAUGGACCUUGUUGAAAAGUCAUGA